Molecule: messenger RNA, 1557 nt
Organism: Xiphophorus maculatus (southern platyfish)
Lineage: Eukaryota; Metazoa; Chordata; Actinopteri; Cyprinodontiformes; Poeciliidae
Exons: 6
Coding region: 104-1015 (303 amino acids)
Biological process (GO): cell surface receptor signaling pathway
Cellular component (GO): plasma membrane
Source: RefSeq, a predicted model, not a curated record
UCUGUUAUGGCUCACAUUGUUACUUCUUCAUCAAGGCUAUGCAUCAGUUCCAGUGGUCACAGCUGAAGUUGGUCAAUCUGUGACUUUGAUAUGUGAGUUUAAUAUGAAAUAUCAGAGCAACACAUGGAUUUACUGGUAUAAGCAAAGUCCUGGAGAUACUCUGAAUUUAAUCGUAAUGCAGCAGAGAACAACAACCUCAACCUAUGGAUCACAAUUCGAUGCUUCAAGAUUCAAUGUAGCAAACACCGGGGACAGCAGCAUUCUUAAAAUUUUCAAAACAGUUCAACAAGAUGAGGGAAUGUAUCACUGUGCUCAAAGGGAUACACUUGAAUCUACAUGGAAUGGGACUUAUUUAUCAAUUAAAGGAUAUAAGAGGACAUCAAACUACACUGUUGUUCAACAGCCAACGACCUCUGGUUCCAUCCGUCCAACAGGCUCAGAGACUCUGCAGUGUUCGGUCCUCUCUGACUCUGAGAACACAACCUGUUCAGGAGAACCCAGUGUGUUCUGGUUCAGAGCCAAAUCAGAAAAGUCUUUUCCUGACAUGAUUUACAUUGAUGGAAAAAGAUCAGAAAACUGUGACAAAACAUCUGACUCUCAAAAGAAAUGUUUUUAUAACUUCUCUAAGAAUAUCAGCUCUUCUGACUUUGGGACUUACUUCUGCGCUGUGGCCACAUGUGGACAGAUAAUAUUUGGAAAUGGAAGUAAUCUGGAAACUGAAGGAUUCAAUCUGGGAUCAAAGAAGGCCAUUAUAAUUAUUUUCUUCCUGUCUGCUGCCUUGACCAUAAGUCUGAUUGGUAUAGCUGUCCUCAUAUGCUCCAUCAAAAGUAACAAGUGUGGACAUUGUCAAGAAGCCGUUAUCCUGGACCAAAACUGUGGCCAGAAAAUGCAACAGAGAAGAGAAGACAGAAGGAUAUAUUCUGCUGCUGUUUUCACCCUGAUGAAACCUGACAGCACAAAGAAAACGGCAGAAAGACAGAUGAUGUUUGCUGCGGUAAAGGCCUUCGGAUUUUAAAAAAGAUACCCUUUGACCUUUGUGUUGAUUAAUCCAGUUCAUGAUUGUUUUGAACUAUGUUUUAAAUCACAGAUUAAUUUUGAUUAAACUGUUUGCAAUUGCUUUUACUUAAUUUAGGCUUUUUUUUGUUAACAUAGACAUUGCUGAAAUCAGGCUAUUGUUGUGAACACAUACUGUACAUAAUGUGGUAAUAGAUGUGGUAAUAACAAAAUAGUGCUUCUGGAUUGUUUAAUUGUGUUUUAUGAAUUUGAGUAAAGACAUUUUUGCAUUUUAACAAACAAUGAUAUGUUGUCACAUUGUUUAUAAUGUGUUUUUGUUUAUUUGUUUUCUGGUUUUGGUUUUCAAAUCAAUAUGCUCACUGACUUUGUUCUGUUGUGUGCAUUAGACAUUUUGUAGUAGCUUUACUCACUGUAUGUCUAGUGUAGUGCCAGUUCAUGCAUUGAAAAUCAACAACUUUGUUUCUUGCCCAACAUGUUAGAUGUUUCUUAUUUCUCAGUACCAAUUUCUUAUUGUUUGUUGUUCUCAUAGGUUUUCUUUCAAAU